AUGUUUCGAUUUGGUGACGUGCUAUUCAUCAAAGGAGAUUGUAGUUUCCUGGCGAUAUCAUUGUGGGUGGUGACAUUGAGUGUACAUGGUGGAGCAGAUGUAUUCGUGUUUGCGUCAAGAGCAUGCGUAACUAGUGGCAGUGUUGUCGACGGACGUGUGCGACAGAAUGUACUGCAUGAAGGUUGUCAAUUAGACAGCACCAAGACCAAAGUACGAGUCACGGUCCAUGUCGAGGCGGCAAGUGUCGAGUUGAAAGGUGCGAAUCAAGUCGAAGAGGUCCGAGUUGUCAAGUGGAGAACCAAGCCGACUAGUGGCCAAUGUUUUUGCUUGGUUCAUGGUUGUUUGGUGUCUGUUGAAGUGCUCGGAUGGAGAGGCUGCGCUUUUCAUGCAGAUUCUGCGACCCAAGUGGUCGUUCGUUAG
This is a messenger RNA of Phytophthora nicotianae INRA-310, 420 nucleotides long. RefSeq lists its product as hypothetical. The record is from RefSeq and is a predicted model, not a curated record. The coding region runs from base 1 to 420 and encodes 139 amino acids. The transcript has a single exon. NCBI's taxonomy places the organism in Eukaryota, Oomycota, Peronosporomycetes, Peronosporales, Peronosporaceae.